GUGGCCUAUAUAAGCGUGGAGCGUUGCCUGUCACUGGAAGCACGUUUCAGAUCUGAGUUUCGGAGUAACUUGACAGUGUGCAGUGUUUAUACAACUUCAGAAUGCCUGAUCCUUGCUGUAACGAGAAAUGCGUUUGUGCCGAGGGUGGCUGUACGAAGAGCUGCAAGUGCACAAGUUGCAAAUGUGCCCCGUGUGAGAAAUGCUCGUCUGGGUGCGCGUGUCCCUCCAAGGAGGCGUGCGCGACGAGAUGCACGAAGCCAUGCAGCUGUUGCCCAUAGACGUGCGAUUCGACUGCUGGAUUCUGCAUGACCAAGCAACGGAAAUAUUUAUUCUUCUAUCUUGUUUCUCGUAUGAUAUGUCUGAUUUAUUGGAAUGUGUUUGAAUAAAUGAAUGGAUGUGAGGUGUUAUCGACAUUCCUGCCCCAUGUAUGUAUGUGAAGGAAAAGCGAGGAGGGAGAAAGAAAAUCGGAGGAAGGGAGAGGGAGGUCUUUGAAAUGUAUCGCAUUUAACAUCUUGAUAUUAUUCUGCAAUUCCUUUCAUUGGCAACCUCUUCACGUAUUUAUAUCUAGCUCUCUAAGUUGCUAUACUUUUUUUUUCUCUUCCUUAAGGUCAUCACUUAGGCUAGAUUUAUAAUGAAUUUAAGCCUGACCAAUCAAUAUCUGACUUUUCCUACGAAGUAUCUAGGAAAUCGGAAAAGGGAACAUCAAAACUGGAUGUAUAGAAUCCAGUUUUGAAGAUUCAAAGAAUGGAAUACAAUACUUCAUCUGACUUUUCAAACAGUAUAG
This is a messenger RNA of Penaeus indicus, 784 nucleotides long. RefSeq names its product metallothionein-1-like. Gene Ontology annotation, molecular function: metal ion binding. NCBI's taxonomy places the organism in Eukaryota, Metazoa, Arthropoda, Malacostraca, Decapoda, Penaeidae. The transcript has 3 exons. The record is from RefSeq and is a predicted model, not a curated record. Bases 102 to 278 code for a protein of 58 amino acids.